This is a messenger RNA of Brienomyrus brachyistius, 915 nucleotides long. RefSeq lists its product as uncharacterized. The record is from RefSeq and is a predicted model, not a curated record. The transcript is spliced from 4 exons. Lineage: Eukaryota; Metazoa; Chordata; Actinopteri; Osteoglossiformes; Mormyridae. The coding region runs from base 1 to 915 and encodes 304 amino acids.
AUGCUUAUCCUGAGUGCCCAGAGCCAAUCCCAGGCAGUACAGGGCAGAGAGCCAAGGCCGCCGGGCCACCCGGCCACCACGCCACCGCGCCACCACGCCGCCGGGCCACCCGGCCACCACGCCACCGCGCCACCACGCCGCCGGGCCACCCGGCCACCACGCCACCGCGUCACCACGCCGCCGGGCCACCCGGCCACCACGCCACCACGCCACCGCGCCACCACGCCGCCAGGCCACCCGGCCACCACGCCACCACGCCACCGCGCCACCACGCCGCCGGGCCACCCGGCCACCACGCCACCACGCCACCGCGCCACCACGCCGCCGGGCCACCCGGCCACCACGCCACCGCGCCACCACGCCGCCGGGCCACCCGGCCACCACGCCACCGCGCCACCACGCCGCCGGGCCACCCGGCCACCACGCCACCACGCCGCCGGGCCACCCGGCCACCACGCCACCACGCCGCCGGGCCACCCGGCCACCACGCCGCCGGGCCACCCGGCCACCACACCACUGGGCCGCUACGCCACCAACACACGAUGCACGCCGUUUAAAAUGCCACACAGGCAUCUGUCCAGCUUCUUCCCGGGCUCGUUGGGUCCUCCCACCCCUACCGUGCCCCGGCACACGUCAAUCACCGCCCACACAUCGGCGACACGAGGCUGCAUCAAGGACAACGCUGCAAGCACGCCUGCUGUGACCGUACAACUUCCCAACGCAGAGCCGGUCUCCCGUUUGGAAAUGUUCAUAAUAGACACGAAGGCCAGUUCGAAGUACUUUCAUGGAAACUUCGAAGGGCUGCGCAUCCAUCUCCUACGCACCGUUAUGCUCAUGCGAAGUUACCCCGAAGAAAGAGCCCCCAAACUGACCAAGUUCGACGGAGACUCCGAGGUCCGACCGCCGGCGAUAUGA